This is a messenger RNA of Erpetoichthys calabaricus (reedfish), 2126 nucleotides long. RefSeq names its product neuropeptide FF receptor 1-like. The coding region runs from base 167 to 1273 and encodes 368 amino acids. The record is from RefSeq and is a predicted model, not a curated record. Gene Ontology annotation, molecular function: peptide binding; neuropeptide receptor activity. Lineage: Eukaryota; Metazoa; Chordata; Cladistia; Polypteriformes; Polypteridae. Gene Ontology annotation, biological process: G protein-coupled receptor signaling pathway. The transcript has 3 exons. Gene Ontology annotation, cellular component: membrane.
UGCCACUUCCACAACUGUUGACGGCAGUUCAUAUCUCUCUGAGGUUGACCACAGCAACAGAUCCCUGAGCAAAUGGGACAACUACACCUUCUCUUCCUAUUAUCAGCAUUCUUCAUCUGUGGCAACCUUAUUCAUUAUAGCCUACGUCUUUAUCUUUCUGCUAUGCAUGGUGGGGAAUAGUCUUGUCUGCUUGAUUGUGCUGAAGAACAAACAAAUGCGGACAGUCACCAACAUGUUCAUUUUGAACCUAGCAGUCAGCGACUUGCUAGUGGGCAUUUUUUGUAUGCCCACCACCCUUGUGGACAACCUGAUCACAGGCUGGCCAUUUAACAAUGCCGUGUGUAAGAUGAGCGUCAUUCAAGGGGCCUCAGUUUCAGCCUCUGUUUUUACUCUUGUAGCCAUUGCAGUUGAGAGGUUCCGCUGCAUUGUCUAUCCCUUCCAUCAAAAGCUCACUUUAAAGAAAGCUCACAUUACAAUAAUAAUCAUCUGGGUUUUGGCACUAAUCAUAAUGUCCCCGUCUGCUGUCACUUUGACUGUUGUAAAAGAAGAAUACCAUUUUAUGGUUGAUGAGUUCAACAAUACAUACCCUUUUUACACUUGCUGGGAAGCCUGGCCGGAUCAUGAGAUGCGCACCAUCUAUACAACCAUAUUAUUCUCCCACAUUUAUCUUGCACCACUGAUCCUGAUUGUUAUUAUGUAUGCCUGGAUUGCUGUUAAACUUUUCAGGUCCCCAGUCCCUAUUAGGGAUGGACACACUGAAGAUCAUGAUGGCCAUCGAGUCUCCAGGAAGAAGAUUAAAGUCAUUAACAUGCUCCUGAUUGUAGCUUUGCUCUUCAGUUUGUCGUGGUUGCCUCUCUGGACCCUGAUGCUGCUGACAGACUAUGGCAAGCUGACAGCAAGCCAGCUCAAUCUAGUGACUGUAUACAUCUUUCCAUUUGCACAUUGGCUGGCGUUCUUUAACAGCAGUGUCAACCCUAUUAUUUACGGCUAUUUCAAUGAAAAUUUCAAAAGGGGGUUCCAGGCAGCUUUCAAGUUUCAGUUGUGCUUUGCAGAAAUGGAGCAUCAUGAGACUUAUGAAACAAGGGCUAGUGCUGGAAACCACAACCGAAUAUUUGUGGAAGUUCAACCUAACAUACCCAAGGAAGACAAAAAAGUGGAGAAGACGUUAAUGUUUGGUCAGAGAAAUGGGAAGGUGUCUCAUGGGCUGGUGGUGGACAGAUUUAAUAAAGACUGUUUGCACGCCAAUAGGAGUGUGUCAGCCUGGGACAGAUAAAUUUCCUCAGCUUUUUUGUAUUCUUAACACAAAAUGAUAAAGUAUGGGAGAAAAUCCUAAAGUUCAAGGUGAACUUUAGGGCUUGGUGGAAUACUCAGAUUAACACACUUUGUUUUGUGUAUUACUCCUUGAAGGUGCAUAAUUAGUACUGUGCUAAAAUAAAGUUGUUUACAACUGGAGCACAGGCAGGGGAAGUGGUUCCACUGAAACUCAAAUUUGAUUGAAUCUGUGGCCUUGUGGUUAAAAGUCCAAUGGCUGAGUCACUAGGCCACACUGCCUGCUAAUAUUACAUUAGACCACUAUAUACUUUAUAUUCUAUUCUAAACACCAAGCAGGUUUAAAGACAUGCCACAGUGGUACUUAUCUAAUUAAUGUGAUACCACAGAGAGCAUCAGAUUUCUAUUUUUUAAUAAAGAGCAGCAACUGGAUUUUUCUGCAUUCUUCUGAAAUGGAUUUUCCUAAAUUUAUUAACUUUUCAGGAGGAUCCUCUCUGUAAAUGAAUACUGCAAACAUCACAUCUAUUCAAAUACAGAAAAAAUGUUCUUUUAGAGAAUGCAUAAAAUAUCUAAGAAUGGAAUGUGAUGAUACUAAGUCUAUACAUGUGUGCAAUUUGGAGCUGUGGAAAGUUGCUGCCUUUGUGAUAGCUGCAUGUUUGAGGAAUGUAUAAACUUGGUCUGGACAACUGUAUCUCUUUUAAAAAAGAGCAGUUUUAUCCCAUGAUCAAAAAUAAGCAAGCACAAAUAACCCAAAUGUAUUUAAUAUAAUUUAUGUUAAUUUACCAUAGUAAUUUGGGUUAAAUCACCAUGAUGUUGCACUGCUUUUGAAGAAGUAAAAUUGAGAGUGUAGAAUAACA